Messenger RNA from Gigantopelta aegis, 2103 nucleotides. Its product is annotated as heterogeneous nuclear ribonucleoprotein L-like. The coding region runs from base 60 to 1700 and encodes 546 amino acids. The transcript is spliced from 19 exons. Gene Ontology annotation, biological process: regulation of RNA splicing; mRNA processing. The record is from RefSeq and is a predicted model, not a curated record. NCBI's taxonomy places the organism in Eukaryota, Metazoa, Mollusca, Gastropoda, Neomphalida, Peltospiridae. Gene Ontology annotation, cellular component: nucleus. Gene Ontology annotation, molecular function: mRNA binding.
GUUACCGAAGUAUAUCGACAAGUUCUAAGCAUGCGCACUCUAUCGUGCAAAGAAAGAAAAUGGCGUAUGACGGUCAUCUUUCCAAGAGACAAAGAACUGACGACGGUAUGCACGGAAUUGGAUCAAGGGAUAAAUUUGAUGACCCACACAAGCCUUCGCCAUCGCCUGUAAUCCAUGUUCGAAGUCUUUCUGAACAUGCCAUUGAAGGUGACCUUGUGGAAGCUGUACAGAAUUUUGGAACUGUCAGAGAUGUCAUUAUGAUGCCCCGAAAGCGACAAGCACUUAUCGAGUUUGAGGAUCUUAGUGGUGCCAGGAACUGUGUUAAUUACUGCCAGACAAAUUCAAUAUAUGUUGCAGGCCAGCCAGCCUUUUUCAAUUACUCUACAAGUCAGAAGAUUCAAAGACCAGGAGAUCCAGAAGAUAUGAGGCCUGCAAAUCAUAUUCUUUUAUUCACGAUCCUGAACCCACAGUACCCCAUAACAGUUGAUGUUAUGCACACUAUUACUGUUGCAUAUGGUCAGGUACUGAGAAUUGUCAUUUUCAAGAAGAAUGGUGUCCAGGCUAUGGUUGAAUUUGAUAGUAUUGAGUCUGCAAAGAGAGCCAAACAGUCCCUAAAUGGAGCCGAUGUCUACUCGGGAUGUUGCACGCUGAAAAUUGAGUAUGCUAAGCCAACCCGACUCAAUGUUGUACGGAAUGAUUCCGAAAGCAGAGACUAUACAAAUACAAGUCUUGGAAAAGAAGGCGGAGGCCAUCGCAACAUGCCGCUGCUAGCUGACCCCAGAAUGGGAGGAACUCCUGCUCCAUAUAAUGGCCCUGCAGAUAUCUCUGGUCGUGGCGGAGGAUAUGGACCCCAGUCCUACUAUGAGCAGGACUACGAUGGCGGCUAUGGCGGACCGGGGCGUGGAUACGGUGGACCACCGGACAGAUUCGGUGGCAAGCCUGGUGUGAUGGAUCAGUACGGACCUCCACAUAGGUUUGCUGAUCAUGCACUGGAUCCUUAUGGCCCACCACCGUUUCCUGACAUGGGAAUGGGCCCUGGACCAGGACCAUCACAGCAACAGAGUUCUGUUGUCAUGGUAUAUGGACUCAACAUGGACAAAAUGAAUUGUGAACGACUCUUCAAUCUCUUUUGUCUGUAUGGAAAUGUUGUCAAGAUCAAGUUUUUGAAGAGUAAGGAGGGCUCGGCCAUGGUUCAGAUGGGAGACCAGUUGUCUGUGGAAAGACUGAUUCAUAAUCUCAAUCAGAUGCUACUCUUUGAAAGCAAACUUCAGCUGAGUCACUCCAAACAGGCCUACCUACAAGAUGUGCACAACCCACACGAGUUACCUGAUGGAUCUUCAUCUUUCCUUGACUGCAUGGGAAACCGAAACAACCGAUUUACCAAUCCUGAAGCUGCCCAGAAGAACAGAAUCCAAGCUCCUGGAAAGGUUCUCCACUACUUCAAUGCUCCACCAACUUUGACGGAUGAUGAGAUCAGAACAAUAAUGGAGAAUGCUGAAGCCAAGCCACCAAUCAAAUUCAAACAGUUUCCUUCAAAAAGUGAGAGAAGUUCCACUGGACUUAUUGAGUUUGAGAACAAAUCAGAUGCUAUGGAAGCCCUUUCACUGACAAAUCACACUCCCAUUCCUCAUGAAGGUAUGUCUGGGAAGAACCCAUACAUCCUGAAACUGUGCUUCUCAUCCACACCUAUCAUUGGGUAAAAACAACACCCAGUAAACUGAUGUUUCAUCUGGAGACAGUGUGAAGUGAAUGUCACUCCAGAAUAUCACUGAUCAAACAGAGCUGCAUUCCCAUUAGAUAUAUGUAUAUGUGCUUAGAAUGCAGAUUGUUUAUAAAAUUAGGAUUCAUAUUUGAAAUAUUGGAUAAAACUCAUUUCAUUGUGCAUAAGACGAAGCUUGUGAGAUAUAUGUUUGUUGGAUUUCAGUAUUUUUUACUCUGAUCAUGUAAUAAGGUUGUUACCAACGGAAAUGUGUUUUUUAAUGGAAAUUUCUUUUAAUAUUGUCAAAGGAACUGGUUGCCUAUUCAUUGUGAAUUGUGUGUGUAAAAUGUAGUUUUAUGUCACUUUUGAUGAAAAGAGUAAAUAAAUUAGUUCCAAAAAUUAAA